AUGGGUGCUCCAGAUGUUGUACCGCCUCAGAUUGGCUUGGCCGCGCUGCCUAAUCAGCGCCAUCGCAUCAUCUCCAUGAAAGGGGCAACCCUCACCAUCAUGCUUGCUGGUGAAUCAGGACUUGGCAAGACCACUUGGCUCAAUACGCUCUUUAGCACAACCAUCAAGUCCUAUCAAGACAACCGCAAGCGCCACAACCGCACCUCAGAAAAGACAACAGAGAUUGAGCUGACGCGUGCCGAGCUGGAGGAGAAGAACUUCAAAGUCAACCUCAAUGUUGUGGAUACGCCUGGAUUUGGCGACUUUGUCAAUAACCGUGAUGCAUGGCAGCCUAUUGUGGAGUUCCUGGAUGAUCAGCACGAGAGUUUCAUGCGACAGGAGCAGCAACCUCAGCGCGGUACAAAAGUGGAUAUGCGUGUGCAUGUGUGUCUCUACUUCCUCCGACCAACAGGACAUACCCUCAAGGCUCUUGACAUUGAGUGCAUGAAGAAACUAGGCUCCCGAGUCAAUCUCAUUCCAAUCAUUGCAAAAGCGGAUACCCUCACGCCAAGUGACUUGGCCAAGUUCAAGCAGCGCAUUCGAGCAUGCAUUGAAGCGCAAGGUAUCCAAAUCUUCACGCCGCCCAUUGACAGCGACGACCCACCUGCCGCUGAACACGCAGAGGUCCUCAAGGGAGCCAUUCCCUAUGCUGUGAUUGGCUCUGAUAAGGAUGUCCAAACGCACGAUGGUCGCGUGGUCAAGGGACGUCAGUACAGCUGGGGUGUCGCUGAGGUGGAGAAUGACGACCACUGUGACUUUAAGAAAUUGCGAUCCCUGCUCAUUCGCACACACAUGUUGGAUCUCAUUUCAACGACAGAGGAUCAGCACUAUGAACUCUAUCGCUCAUCGCAGAUGGAGACGCGUAAGUUUGGUGAAGCAAAGGCCAGAAAGUUGGAGAACCCAAAGUUCAGGCAGGAGGAGGAAGAGUUGCGAAAGCGAUUCACUGAGCAAGUCAAGGUCGAGGAGGCCCGGUUCCGAGCUUGGGAACAGCGAUUGAUCAGCGAGCGUGAUCGACUCAACAAGGACCUCGAGACGUCUCAUCUCGCCAACAAGGCUGCUGAGCAGGAACUUGAAAUGCUGUCGAAUGCGUCUGGUUCGACUGGCAGGCGACGAUAG
Molecule: messenger RNA, 1155 nt
Organism: Protomyces lactucae-debilis
Lineage: Eukaryota; Fungi; Ascomycota; Taphrinomycetes; Taphrinales; Protomycetaceae
Product: peanut-like protein 1
Exons: 2
Coding region: 1-1155 (384 amino acids)
Biological process (GO): cytoskeleton-dependent cytokinesis
Cellular component (GO): septin complex; septin ring; microtubule cytoskeleton
Molecular function (GO): molecular adaptor activity; GTP binding; GTPase activity
Source: RefSeq, a predicted model, not a curated record